Messenger RNA from Neoarius graeffei (lesser salmon catfish), 7000 nucleotides. RefSeq names its product guanine nucleotide-binding protein G(s) subunit alpha. Bases 1386 to 2525 code for a protein of 379 amino acids. The transcript has 12 exons. The record is from RefSeq and is a predicted model, not a curated record. Gene Ontology annotation, biological process: sensory perception of chemical stimulus; adenylate cyclase-activating dopamine receptor signaling pathway. NCBI's taxonomy places the organism in Eukaryota, Metazoa, Chordata, Actinopteri, Siluriformes, Ariidae. Gene Ontology annotation, molecular function: mu-type opioid receptor binding; D1 dopamine receptor binding; ionotropic glutamate receptor binding. Gene Ontology annotation, cellular component: heterotrimeric G-protein complex.
UCGUGCUUCUUCUUCUUCCGCGCGAUUUCAGCGACGCUGACGUUCCGGAGGGUCAUGUGAUCUGCUCCGUUCUGAACCGUGAGAGCCUAUUUGCCCCACCCCACCUCUUCAGUGCUGGCUAAGAUUGCUUUGCCCUGUUCUCGGACAGAGACAGACGGGGGGAAGAAUUAACGUUAAAAAUAAAGCCUUUUAUGGAUCACUGUCGCACAUCCAGCAGUUCGGCGAGGGACUCGCGCAAACACCGUGGAGGAAUGUGAGCGCGCGCGGCUCACUCUCACCGGCCUUCUGCACGUGCGUGAGAGGUGCAGCUCCGAACGCUGGACCCGAAGCUGAGGCUGUCAGCGCCGAGGUUAAACCGCCGCCAGAUAUGUGGAAAAGCUGAUAGGUUUCUCUCGUUUGGUCGUUUUAGCGUGUUGGGAUUGUGAGCGCUACUGUUUUGGGUUUGUUUCUGUUCAGUCGAAGGGAGCUUUCGAAGCGAAAGGACGGACAUACGCUGAAUUUCAGGAGAAGCUAAACUAACGAAGGCCCCUUGGAUCGGAGGAGGAGGAGGGGGGCAGCAGCCAUCACAGAAACGGGCGAAAUGAAGAAAAAUUGACUUAUUUUCACAGACAAACGCGAAUACACGGAUCUACGACUGCUUCAAAACACGGGACCGGUUUUGAGAUUUGGUGUCCGAGUGUGAAAACGAACCAGACGAGGGGAAAAAAAGGAUAGUUGUAGCUCAGAGAAUUUUCGUUGGUCUUGCUAGCCAGUUAGCUAGGCUACACGGCUGCCUCUGCGUGGAUCAGGGCUACAAGUAGGAAACGAGGGCCUUGCUAAGCUGAAAUGGUUAAAAUCAAACAAGACCCGUGUGUAUGUGUUUCAGUGUGUGCGAAGAAAUCGAAACGAGUUGUUUUUUUCAACCAGUACGUUGGGUAAAUCCGUUUCGUGACAUGAACUCGUCUUUUCUUCAGCUCUUCGUUGGAAAGUUGAGGGUGGAGGCCUCAAGUAAUCAAUGGAUGGAUAUUAAGCUGCUUUAGCUAUCUAGGACGUAAGCAUUAGCUUGUACAUCGAGGGAAUUUAAGCGACCAUUUGUGUCCGAUCUCUAAAAAAAAUCGACUUUUUUUUUUUUAACCCAGUGCUAUGAAAACACGCAUAAUGAACUCGUUAGUCAUACAUCAAUGUCAUGGCUGAAAUGGUCACUGAGGCAGGCUAUAGGUUACAUCAGAAUCAUAAUUGCGACCACGUUAAAGAUGUGUAGCCUACAUGUCCUCGGCACUGAGAGUCAUUUCGUGGAUCGAGCCCAAAUAGAAUAAGCUUGUUCGUGGUUUUUUUUUUUUUAAUUAUUUUAUUUAUUUUUUUUGUUGCCAUCACAUUUCCCCUGGACCUCCUCUUUCACGGGAAAGAUGGGCUGCUUGGGCAACAGCAAGACCGAGGAUCAGAGGAACGAAGAGAAGGCGCAACGGGAAGCAAACAAGAAAAUCGAGAAACAGCUUCAGAAAGACAAACAGAUCUACAGGGCCACGCACAGACUGCUACUUUUAGGUGCGGGAGAGUCUGGGAAGAGCACUAUUGUCAAGCAGAUGCGGAUUUUGCAUGUUAAUGGCUUCAAUGCUGAAGAGAAGAAACAGAAGAUUCAAGAUAUUAAGAACAAUAUAAAAGAGGCUAUAGAGACCAUAGUUGCUGCUAUGAGUACUCUUGCUCCGCCUGUCCAGGUCGCCUGUGCAGAAAACCAACAGCGACUCGAAUACAUCACCAAUUUACCUAAUCAGAAGAACUUUGAGUUCACAUCUGAGUUUUACGAGAAUGCAAAAAAACUAUGGCAGGAUGAUGGAGUGAAGGCCUGUUAUGAGCGUUCCAAUGAGUAUCAGCUGAUUGACUGUGCACAGUACUUUUUAGACAAAAUAGACAUUGUGCAGCAGAGUGACUACACACCAUCUGACCAGGACCUGCUCAGAUGCAGAGUUCUGACCUCUGGUAUUUUUGAGACCAGAUUCCAGGUGGACAAAGUAAACUUCCACAUGUUUGAUGUGGGUGGGCAGAGAGACGAACGUCGGAAGUGGAUCCAGUGUUUUAAUGAUGUAACUGCCAUCAUCUUUGUAGUGGCCAGCAGUAGCUAUAACAUGGUCAUCCGAGAAGACAAUCAAACCAACCGUCUCCAAGAAGCACUUAAUCUCUUCAAAAAUAUCUGGAACAACAGAUGGUUGCGAACGAUCUCUGUAAUUCUCUUCCUGAAUAAACAGGACCUUUUGGCUGAAAAGGUUUUGGCAGGAAAGUCAAAAAUUGAAGAAUAUUUUCCUGAGUUUGCUCGCUACACCACACCAGAUGAUGCAAGCCCCGAGCCAGGAGAGGAUCCGCGAGUCACAAGGGCGAAAUAUUUCAUCCGGGAUGAAUUCCUGAGGAUCAGCACAGCAAGCGGUGAUGGCCGCCACUACUGUUACCCACACUUUACAUGUGCAGUGGACACGGAGAACAUUCGCCGUGUCUUCAAUGACUGCCGAGACAUCAUCCAGAGAAUGCACCUCCGCCAGUACGAGCUCUUGUGAUCGGAUGAGCUCUAGAGGCAGACUUUUAAAGAGACAGACUUUUGAGAAUCGUGUGUUUUGGCGGAGUUUGAGAGUGAUGGAUCGUCUAAAAGCUGUGGGCUAUGGCCCCUUUUACACUUACACACACACACACACACACACACACACACACACACACACACACACACGCUUUUAUCAUGCUGUUGAGGACCAAAUAUCAUGCCGUAUCCAUUUGAAGCAACAGCCCCAUUUCAAGACAGUUAAUUGCGCACGCACACACACACACACACACACACACUGACUGAGACGUAACUAAAAGUUUAUUUAAGUCAAGUCAUAUGAUCAUGUGCAUACGUAGAUGACACACACAGACGUAUCUAAAAUUGCUCAAACCUGACAAAAUUGUACUCCUACAAACACACAGCUUACAGUCUCUAGUUUUGCUUAUUGUGUCCGCUCACCCACUCAUCAGUGUGUGUGCCAUAACACACACAUGCGCCUGCGCGCACACCGCUGACCCCGGCAGUACCUGACAGUCUUGAGCUGAUUUGUGAUGGCCCCACUGUUGGACCUGAUUCACAGGACUGUGCUUGACUGUUUUUGAGUUUUCAGUUGGCUGGAUCAGCUUUAUUUGCCAUCCCAUGACCUCUCUUACGGAGAGAAGGAUGAUUUCUCAGCAAAUGCUACAAGAGCAGGACAGGCUGCAGUGAGCAAGGAGGACACUUGAGACACAACCUUGUCGUGUGACUUGCUAGCUGGUUUUGGAAUGAUAAAACUUGAACGGUCGCAACUCUCCACUCCGCAUCCCCACUCCCUUCUUUGAUCUACUAAUUUAAUGCAAAUAAUUUGAGAGCACUCUUGCUUUUUGGGGGGGGGAAUACACACAAACACAUACACAACAGGUAAAGAUGACUUUUGCCAAUGGAAUACUGCUCCCUUCUACCGUAUUUCCUAUUGGUCACUCUUGCCAUCUUCCCAGUCCUCCUUUUCCUGUUCUCCUGCUCUCUCUUCCCCUCCAACCCUCUAUUUUAUUGCUGGACUAUUAUUCUUGUACAGACUGCAAAAUGUAUUAUUUUGUACUUUAUUGAAAAAAAAGACUUGUAGAAGUUCCUGUGCCUUGAUCACAACACUGCGUGUAAAAAGGAGAAAAAGAAAAAAAAAAGAAAAAGAGCUAAAGGCGUAAGGUAUGUCUGCGCUGUAUUGCUUAGCCUCUUAGCCACCCUUCCAACCAAUCAGUUGAGCCUCUUUGUUGCUCUUUCUCUCUUUCCCUCAUGCCUCUGCUUCUCCCAUGUUGUGUUAUUCCAGAUUGCUUUACAUCCACAUACCCCCCUGCCUGCUUCCUGAAGAGAGAAAUAAGUAGAACAAGUAUGGAUGUAAAAACAAACAGCUUCUUGGUUUUAAUUGAAUCAAGGAAAUUUAACAUCAAUUGUGUGCACUUAAUGGUAUGUGCGUUACUGCAAUUGCAGUCCUGUUCCCAGGGGCUGGAAAAUGACCUUAUUGUUUUAUUUCAGUUUUAGCUUUAAGGUUAAAGGUGGUGGGGGUGGGAGGUGGCUAUCCAAAUGCAAAAUCUGGCUUGUUUCUACAUUAUUCCAUUUUUUUCCUAACUAAAGAAGAAGCCAAAAUAGUUCUGUUUGACUCAUUCUUGGUUGUGUCUCAAGGAAAUCAUAUUAUUGUUUAUUAUUAUUAUUAUUAUUAUUAUUAUUAUUAUUAUUAUUAUGCGAAAGACUAGCGCUUAAAGAGGAAGGUAACCUCAUUAAGGAAAGAAAAAUCUGACUUGAUAUCAAAAGUGUGGAUUAAGAUUUACCCAAAUAUAACCACUAGAUGGUGACAAACUCAAGACAGGUUGUAACUCUGCAUCCUGUAAUACAAUUUUUGCAGUCAGGUGUUUUUAAAAGUAUUUCUUUAUGCUGAGCGUCAAUCAUGCAUUUAGAACAUGCAUAUUAAAUUUAGUCUUGUGUAUUAUGUAGGCUACUCACCCAUCUGGUUUCAGUGAGCUUAUGAAAAUGUACCGAGGCUCAUUUAUGCUCAGUAUUCAAUAUGGAAGGAGCUUUCUGUCAGUACUCCUCCGUUCGUUUCCUCCAUAUUUGUGCACGUUUUCUGAAAGCUUAUGAUAUGGAUAAAAUGGAGCAAAUCACUGAAAUUCGUGGGGGCAAUGUAGCCAAUUGUUUAAGCAAAAUGCGCCAAAUAAAAUUUUGAAGUGGCGGAAAGUUUUGAGGAGGAUAUGCGAUUUAAUAAAACUUUGAACAUGGAUAUGAUGGUUACAGUAUCUAUGACGCUUCCUCUGCUUUUGCGGCCUUCUUAACAAGGACGUUGUUAGAACCCCCUCCACUGUCAUGUUUAUCAGAAACUUUUGACUCUGAGCUGCCCUCUAGUGGAUGUCUUGCUUACUGCAAUGAUUGCAUCCUUUUGAAAUGGACGUAUUUAUUUUUGUAUGUAAAGGGAGCAUAAAUGAGCCCAAAUGUGGGGGAGAAAGCUGCUUGUUAAAGAUUGAAACAUGCCUGUCAAGCCAAAAUUGUGAGAUCUAAAAAAAAAAAAUUGAUUGGUUUGGGCAUAUGAAAAAUCAGCAGUAACUGAUCCUAUGAAGCCAAAUUACAUAUAUAGUGGCAUGUAAUGCAUGAGUAUUACCUUCUUGUUUUCCAUUUGAAAUGGUCUCUGUACCUCAAAACUAGUCUGGACAGUCAAAACAUUUCUGCACACAAAUCUAUCUACUGCAUAUAUUCUGGAGUAUCACCUAGGAGUUUGUGCCCUUUCCAUUAAGUUUAAUGGUAGUCUUGGCAAAGUGGCAGUAAGCAACGUCAAGUGUGUUGUCUUGUGAAUUAAACAUAAAGAUACAGGUUGACCUCUUGUUUUACACACCAGAAGGAAGCCUGUUUCAUUAUACGGUAUAACCUGUGGGAAAGUUGGAAGCAUGUCUUGAAGCUUUUUCUCCAUUUUAGCUGGAGCUCUAACUGCAAAAAAAAGUCCAGAACUCUGGUCUGGGAGAGACCAUUUACAUAAUGUAUACACUAUCCAGCCACUUUGUAGGGGAACAGCUGUUUAUUCAUUAAAUAUGAUCAAAUUAGCCAGUCAUUUGUCAGCAGCACAUUGCAUCAAAUCAUGCAGAUACCAGGCAAGGGCUUCAUGUAAUGGAGAAGAAUACCACGUUUGAGUUCUGCUCCCAUCACAAAACAAAAGGAAUCUGGGUUUACAGUGGGAACAGACUCACUGAAACUGGACAGUUGGUUUUUCCAGUCUUAAACUGUCCAUGUGCUCACUGACCAAAAGUGGUGGAACCUGAUAUGGUCCUUCUGCUGUUAUAGCCCAUCCACCUCAAUGUUUGACAUGUUCUGAGUUGCUUUUCUGCUCACUUCCAUUGUAAAGUGUUUUAUUAGGGUUGCUGUAGACUUCAUGUCAGCUGGAAUUAGUCUGUCCAUUCUCUGCUGACCUCUCUCAACAAGACACUUCCAUCUGCAGCAUUACACUGCUGCUCACUGGAUGGGGUGUGUUUUGUGUAAUGUCUGUUAUCUGUAAUGUCUAGCAUCUCAGAGGAGAACAGCAGUUUCUAAAAUACUUCAACCACCUCAUCUGGCAACAUGGUCGGUCACGGAGAUCAUUUUCCCACAUCAAAUUUGAUGUGAAAUGUUAAUUGAAGCUUUUGACUUGUAUCUGCAUGGUUUUUAUGCAGUGGGUGUUCCUAAUAAAGUGGCUGGUGAGUAUGUCAACUGCCCUUUAAAAACUUGCCAAACAUCCUACAGGCUCUGCCUUAAUGCAGUGCUAUUCCUCAAAGGAAACACCAUUUUCUGUUCUGCCUGUUAAUUCAGUAGUUUACUGCACAAGGGCGAGUCAAAUGAAAACCUGUGAAAGUGACCUGAGAAUUGAAGCUUUUGUUGUUGUUUUUUUUCCUAGAGGGAUCCAGACACACGUUAAGUGCUGUAACACUUGUACUGAGUGAAAUGAAAUUCUAUAGAAAAAUGGUAUAGGGGGGGGGGGGGGGUGUUGAAACUCACCCUUGGAGCAGUUUCAGCAAGUCUUUCAUGAGCAACACGUAGCAAGGAAAUAGCAAGGACUGUUUCUCUGCUGCAGUGGAAGUCCACAUCCUUUUUAUUUUAUUUUUUUGUGUCCACACACUCGAUCAGAUUUUCACUGAAGUUUGACAGUGAGGUGGGAAGGCCGGUGCUCAUUUGGGGGUGAGCAAUAUUUCGAUGCCUUUUGACAAUUCCUUGGGAUCAUUGGCCUACUGUGAGCUGUCCAUUUUAUCAACUGAUUUUAACUCUGAAAUGUCCUGAUAUGUGAUCUUAAGUUUCCCAUGUUAUUUGAAAAACAAAGCCUCCUGGCAGUAUGACAUCCACAAUAUACUGUGCAAAAGUUUGCAGACCCUUGAAAAAUGAUGAAACCAAUACGAUUUAAUGCCCAUUUGUUUUCCGUUUGACACGUGAUAGCUGUUUUUCUGAUCGAACAAACGACUUGAUUGUUCACCGCUGUAAAUAAGACUUAAAAUAAACAUGGUAACCUGGUAA